CGUCAGAGUCCUGCCUGGAAGAGCGAGAGGGGAACUAAGGGAGACUGUUGGGGUAACCGGGAGAGUGUAGGGGGCGGCUGGGUGACUGCUGCUGCUGUUCGGUCCUGAGGAUAUACAUCUGCAGGGGUCUUGGUCCUCAGCUCAGAAAGAGAUAACACAUUGGGAAAGCAGCAAGAUGAUGUCAGACGCAAGUGAUAUGUUGGCAGCGGCCUUGGAGCAGAUGGACGGCAUCAUAGCCGGCUCCAAGGCGCUGGAGUAUACAAAUGGCAUAUUUGAUUGUCAGUCCCCUACCUCCCCGUUCAUUGGAAGCCUGCGUGUGCUACAUCUAAUAGAAGAUCUACGUGGAAUGUUGGAAAUGAUGGAAACUGAGGAAAAGGACGGUUUGCGCUGCCAGGUGCCGGAUUCCACUGCAGAGGCCCUAGUGGAGUGGCUACAGAGUCAGAUGGUAAAUGGACACAUAUCUGGAAGUUCAGAUAUUUACCAGGAGAGGUUAUCUCGGCUGGAGAAUGAUAAGGAAUCUCUAGUGCUUCAGGUGAGCGUAUUGACUGACCAAGUGGAAGCGCAAGGAGAGAAGAUCCGGGAUCUCGAGUUCUGCCUCGAAGAACACAGAGAAAAAUUAAAUGCAACUGAAGAAAUGCUACAGCAGGAACUCUUAAGCAGAACAUCACUCGAAACACAGAAACUUGACUUAAUGGCAGAGAUAUCAAAUCUGAGACUUAAACUGACAGCCGUAGAGAAGGAUCGCAUUGAGUUCGAGGAGCGUUACCGAGAUACAGAGUCUCUGCAUAAAGUUAUAGCAGAACUAAGGCAGCAAAUGGAGAAAGUGGAAGUGGAGUUAGCGUUGUUCCAGGAAAAAAGGUUACAGUACGGUGACCAAGAGGGACUUGUACAGGAGAUGAAUGAACUCCGGUUACGGGUGGUUGACAUGGAAAACGAAAGAUCUCAGUAUGAAAGGAAGCUCAAGUCCACCAAGCCUUUAAUGGCCAAGCUUUCUAGCCUGAAAAUCAAAAUGGGUCAGAUGCAAUAUGAAAAGCAACGGAUGGAACAAAAAAGCCAGAUCUUAAAGGAGGAGCUGUCUAUGUUGAAAGACGCGCUGGAGGAGAAGGAAGGGGACAUAAAAAAACUGCAUGAAAAUAUGGGGGCAGAUUUCCUGAUGGGCACAGAAAGUGGCGAAACAAGCGAGAGAGAUGGAUAUUUCAAAAUGAAGCUGAAAGAGAAACACAUUGAAGUUCAGAAAAUGAAGAAGGCUUUGGAGAUGCUGAUGGCUGCCAAUGAGGAGAAGGACAGGAAAAUAGAGGAGCUCCGGCAGUCUCUGAACAGAUACAAGAAAGUGCAGGACAUGGUGGUGUUGGCUCAGGGUAAAAAAGGUAAAGAAGUGGAAAGCGACGACUCUGUGAUAUCCGGAUCCAAUUCUCUUGUGUUUGAGAAUAAUGCACUGAGUGAUACAGAGAAGUCCCCCUCUCCUCCCCUGUCAGCCUUAUCCAGCCCAGAGGAGGUAUCUGCGGGUGAAAAGACUUUGGAAGUUCACACGAGUGUCCUUCAGGUUUCUAUCCCGUCGUUUUUAUCAUCAGCAAGUGUUCAAAAGCAAAAUGAUACGCAAACACCAUCCGAAAAUAUGGAUUCCAAAUCGUCUGAUGCUGGUGAUGGGACGACUAAGAGUUCAGAAGCAGAAACAAGAACUCAAGAAGCACCUAUAACUACUGUGAAGAAGUCUAGCAGCUUAGACAACUUGAAAAAAGACAAUUCAGAAACGAAAACAUCUCCAGAAAAGAGCAAGUUUGAGACUUUGCCUCCAAGACCACCAGGGCAUGGCGGAACUUUGGAUGAAGAAUGUUUUGGGACCCGAAAAGCCAGGUCUUCCUUUGGUCGAGGGUUUUUCAAGAUCAAAAACAACAAAAAGACAGCAAGCACCCCAAAUCUAGAUCGCAGCCGAAGUGCAAGCGCACCCACCUUAGCAGACUCGGAAAAGGGAUCAGUGGAUCAUCUAGACCUGGCGACUGGAUCUCCUCGGUCAACGGGAGGAGGGAGCUCUCAGUCUUCUCCAUCUUCUCCUGACUCUAAAAAGAAGCCGAGAGGAAUUAGAAAGUUGUUUGGGAAACUAAAAAGAAGCCAGUCUACCACUUUAAACCAAGAGGAUGACCUUCCCGUUGAAGAUUUUAAAAGAGGAGGAACAAGGUCAACGGCCGGGCCGAGGCUGGGCUGGUCCAGAGAUCUUGGUCAUGGAAACAGUGACCUGGACAUGCCAUUUGCCAAGUGGACAAAGGAGCAGGUGUUCAGCUGGUUACAUGACCAGGGUUUAGGAAGCUAUGUGAAUAACUGUAAGCAGUGGAUCGUGUCUGGGCAGACUUUGCUCCACGCCUCUCAACAUGACCUCGAGAAGGAGCUGGGAAUAAAACACCCGUUGCACAGGAAGAAACUACAGCUGGCUCUGCAAUCCUUGGGAUCGGAAGAGGAAAGCAGCUAUGGGAAAUUAGAUUACAAAUGGGUAACAAGAUGGCUGGAUGACAUUGGCCUCCCACAAUACAAAACUCAAUUUGAUGAUGCAAAGUUGGACGGCAGAAUGCUUCACUACAUGGCUGUGGAUGAUUUGGUGUCACUCAAAGUUGUCAGUGUCCUGCACCACCUCAGUAUCAAGAGGGCCAUCCAGGUGCUGAGGAUUAACAGCUUCGAGCCCAACUGUCUGCGCAGGAGGCCUUCAGAUGAGAAUAACAUCUCCCCCUCCGAAGUGGCUCAGUGGACCAAUCACAGAGUGAUGGAGUGGUUACGGUCUAUUGAUUUGGCUGAAUACGCUCCCAAUUUGAGAGGCAGUGGAGUGCAUGGAGGGCUGAUGGUCCUGGAGCCUCGCUUUAAUGUAGAGACCAUGGCACAGCUACUGAAUAUCCCUCCAAACAAAACCCUGCUUAGGCGGCACUUAGCGACCCAUUUUAAUCUUCUUAUUGGUCAACAAGCUCAAGUCCAGAAGCAGGAAGCAUUGGCAUCACCAGAAUAUGUACUACUAACAGCCACCGCCAAAGUCAAGCCAAAGAAACUUGUAUUCAGCAAUUUUGGAACCUUACGAAAAAAGAAACAGGAAGAAGGAGAAGAAUACGUGUGUCCAAUGGAGCUGGGACAGAAUUCCGAGAACAACAUCAUAAAGCCACUAAGAGCAGGCUUGGACCUCAGAAUGUUGGACGAUGAAGAUCUAGACAGAUUAGAACAGAUGGAGGAUUCAGAAGGAACAGUGAGACAAAUUGGGGCAUUUUCUGAAGGCAUCAACAAUUUGACUCACAUGCUAAAAGAAGACGAUAUGUUCAAGGACUUUGCAACUCGAUCCUUGAGCACCAGUAUUACAGAUGAAGAUUCUAAUGUGUGACAGCAUCUCUGUAUUUUAUGUUUAAAGUUAUAUAUUUGUUCCAUUUUGUGUAAAUCACUGUUAUUUCGGCUCAGUGUUUUAAGGGGUGAAAUGAGGAGAAUGUGCCUUUUUAUUAGGAAAUAAAAUGAACCUCAGUAAAUGAUAGUGAAUAUGGUAUAUUUAAUGUACAAUAGCAUAUUUUAAAGUAUUACACUAUUCCUGUAUUACGUUUGGUUCCUGCCAUUAUUAGGCAAGACCCAUAUCACCUAAAGCAAUAAGCUCUAUGCCGUAUUUGUACAUUUGUGCCAUUAAGCAAUAAGAAUGUGUGUUUCUUUCUGAUCACACCAGCGUUUAAGGUUGACGUUUCGCUAAGUUACAUUCUUCACAAACAGCGUGUGACAUAGCCAUUUAUGUCAGGACAGUUAUGUCAUAUCUGUUCACUUUAGGCCUGAGGUUGUGCCAAUAAUGUAACCACCAGAUACCUAUACCCAUUAUCCACCAACACACAUAUUGCCAGAAUUUAAAUGUCUUACCUACUUAUCCAACAACACAAUCAGACAUUAUUUCAGUAUUAAAUGGUGCAUGGGCCCCUAUGGUAGUGACAGGGUUAACAAUCUGUAUGAAUGAUAAGAAUUCCGUGCAUGCAGACUGUCAUUAACAAAUAAAUAAAAAUAUAGGUCAUUUUGUGUUGGACUAAAGAUUUAAUAACACUACAAUAGUGAAACUACCUGUCUUUCUAAAUAUUCCUUAUGGCAAAAUAUAAUUGCUGCCUCCAGUAUCGCCUCUGACCGCUAUAUUACACACAAGCAAUAGUGAUCUGAGACGUGCCGGACUGCACUUUCCAGAGACGAGAGCGCACACAUUAGGAGCACACAAUACAGCAAAAAGAAUAUUUUUAAUAUGGCGUCCAAGCCUUUUCUUUGCGCUAAUAUUUUUAUAUAGUUUUAUAUUUAAAAAGUGUUUAUAACAAAGGUCUAUUGUGUCAUAUCACUACAUAGCUGUCCUUUUAUACAUGAUUCCAGUUUACGUGCCAGCUGGUUACUGGAGAAUUCAGGCUGUGCCUUCAGACUUUAUCGUCUUUUUGUCAGUGUUGUAAAAAAAUGGUUUAACAUACAGCACAGCUGUUUCUAGACGCAGUAUCCAGAUGCUGAACUAUUUUCCUCUUAGUACCCUUUAUCUAUUUCCCAUGAGUCUUUUCUACAUCUUAAGCUUUUUAUAUUUGUUUUCUAUUUAUGGAAUUGAACUAUUAUUGAAAAGGGUUAAAAUCUGCUGUUACACAAAUGUUUGUUGAUUGCAUGAGAAUUGUUGUUAUGAAAAGAUUUUGGUGAGGAAAAGCAGAUUUUGUAUUUACUUAUUUAAUGUUGCCAUUUGCAAUGUGAAAGUAGCAAGCAAACCGAUUUCCAUGUACCCCUUCUGGGUAAUUCUAAUAUAUGCCACAGUUAAAAAAUCUCCUUGGGGUUGCUGUCAGCUAAAUUAGCACAGUAUAUGACGUGACUUCUCUGUGUUUGAGAAUAUACAACAGAUGUUCUUGUGUCAAUAUAUAUUUUGAUCAAAUAAAUAAGUAUAUGUUUAACUAAA
Molecule: messenger RNA, 4909 nt
Organism: Bombina bombina (fire-bellied toad)
Lineage: Eukaryota; Metazoa; Chordata; Amphibia; Anura; Bombinatoridae
Gene: PPFIBP1
Product: PPFIA binding protein 1
Exons: 30
Coding region: 176-3352 (1058 amino acids)
Biological process (GO): neuromuscular junction development
Cellular component (GO): presynaptic active zone
Molecular function (GO): protein binding
Source: RefSeq, a predicted model, not a curated record